This is a messenger RNA of Pongo pygmaeus (Bornean orangutan), 1368 nucleotides long. RefSeq names its product solute carrier family 25 member 52 (gene SLC25A52). The transcript has a single exon. Gene Ontology annotation, biological process: mitochondrial NAD transmembrane transport. Gene Ontology annotation, molecular function: NAD transmembrane transporter activity. The record is from RefSeq and is a predicted model, not a curated record. Gene Ontology annotation, cellular component: mitochondrion. The coding region runs from base 262 to 1185 and encodes 307 amino acids. NCBI's taxonomy places the organism in Eukaryota, Metazoa, Chordata, Mammalia, Primates, Hominidae.
GCCGAGAGCGUCGCGCUGCGCCCCCGCCCCGGGGUCGGUCAUGGUUGCGCCUGCGCAGGUCCCGGCUUGCUCGCAGUCCCGCGGGGCGCCCGCGGCGAUGGGUUGGGGAAAUGGACGCCUGGAGAACGGAAAUCCAGUUAUCAAAAUGGACUCGAGAAGAGAGAACCUAACAGAACAAUAACAAUGGAAGAAAUUGGGAACAUUAUCACAAAGCUAUGAUCCUGCCAAACUCCAGGCUCAGAUGAUGUCACAGGUUAAAAAAUGCCCUUCAUGAAAAAGAUCUUAAGCAACGUGAUAGAUUCAGAAGCUCAUGAAAAGAGGCCACCAAUACUUACAUCUUCAAAACAAGAUAUAUCACCUCAUAUUACAAAUGUUGGUGAAAUGAAGCAUUACGUGUGUGGCUGCUGUGCAGCCUUCAACAACGUCACAAUCACAUAUCCCAUUCAAAAGGUCCUCUUUCGACAACAGCUGUAUGGCAUCAAAACCUGGGAUGCGGUACUUCAGUUGAGAAGGGAUGGAUUUCGAAAUUUGUAUCGUGGAAUCCUUCCCCCAUUGAUGCAGAAGACAACUACACUUGCACUUAUGUUUGGUCUGUAUGAGGAUUUAUCCUGCCUUCUCCGCAAGCAUGUCGGUGCUCCAGAGUUUGCAACCCGUGGCGUGGCGGCAGUGCUUGCAGGGACAACAGAAGCAAUUUUCACUCCACUGGAAAGAGUUCAGACAUUGCUUCAAGACCACAGGCAUCAUGACAAAUUUACCAACACUUAUCAGGCUUUCAAGGCACUGAAAUGUCAUGGAAUUGGAGAGUAUUAUCGAGGCUUGGUGCCCAUUCUUUUCCGGAAUGGACUCAGCAAUGUCUUGUUUUUUGGCCUUCGAGGUCCCAUUAAGGAGCAUCUGCCUACCGCAACGACUCACAGUGCUCAUUUGGUCAAUGAUUUUAUCGGUGGAGGUCUAUUGGGUGCCAUGUUGGGAUUCUUGUGUUUUCCAAUUAAUGUUGUAAAAACUCGCAUACAGUCUCAGAUUGGUGGGGAAUUUCAGUCUUUCCCCAAGGUUUUCCAAAAAAUCUGGCUGGAACGGGACAGAAAACUGAUAAAUCUUUUCAGAGGUGCCCAUCUGAAUUACCAUCGGUCCCUUAUCUCUUGGGGCAUAAUCAACGCAACUUAUGAGUUCCUGUUAAAGGUUAUAUGAAAAAAACUAUCAGUUAAGUGCCAUUUAUCAACUGAAUAGACCUUCUAAGAAGAAUGCAGUUUGGCCUCUUUCUUAAUUGGCCAAAUACAAGUUGGUGUCAUAACUCCAGGCCACAGUGAGUUACGGGCAAAGCUGUUUUCCUUAAGCAUCAACAAAACAGAAUAAAAGGUUCCAAUAGGAAAA